Molecule: messenger RNA, 778 nt
Organism: Poecilia reticulata (guppy)
Lineage: Eukaryota; Metazoa; Chordata; Actinopteri; Cyprinodontiformes; Poeciliidae
Gene: calm2a
Product: calmodulin 2a (phosphorylase kinase, delta)
Cellular component (GO): myosin II complex
Molecular function (GO): calcium ion binding
Source: RefSeq, a predicted model, not a curated record
UCUCAGUGUGCUCGCAGGGCUGCUCGGUUCUAGUGACAGCGGGUUGCGGAGAUUCUUUUAGGGGUUUUUUUUUAAAGCGGAAUUUGUGGUGAAGUCGCUGCUGCACCUACGCUGAGAUGGCUGACCAACUUACAGAAGAGCAAAUUGCUGAGUUCAAGGAGGCCUUCUCGCUCUUCGACAAGGAUGGAGACGGCACCAUCACCACUAAAGAGCUGGGCACCGUCAUGCGCUCUCUGGGCCAGAACCCCACGGAGGCCGAGCUGCAGGACAUGAUCAACGAAGUCGACGCAGACGGAAACGGAACGAUAGACUUCCCAGAAUUCCUCACCAUGAUGGCCAGGAAGAUGAAGGACACAGACAGCGAGGAGGAGAUCCGAGAAGCAUUCCGUGUCUUUGAUAAGGAUGGAAACGGCUACAUCAGUGCUGCUGAGCUGCGCCACGUGAUGACGAACCUGGGAGAGAAGCUAACCGACGAGGAAGUGGACGAGAUGAUCAGAGAAGCAGACAUCGAUGGAGACGGUCAGGUCAACUAUGAAGAGUUCGUACAAAUGAUGACGGCGAAGUGAAGGCCUUGUACAGAUUUCUAUAUAAAUUUGCCUUUUUUUCUUUGUGUAAUUUAUCUGUAAAAUCUUAAUAGCCCCCAUUCGUCCCUGCCCCCUACUGCUGUCCAAAGGAACUGCAUGUAAACUGCAUAGGCUCUUGUCCCCAUGUCCCUUUCUUUUGCUGUCAUGGUGUUUUGGAGUGACGGAAUGGCGCCCCCUGGAGGUGUCUGGGAGCU